Molecule: messenger RNA, 384 nt
Organism: Malania oleifera
Lineage: Eukaryota; Viridiplantae; Streptophyta; Magnoliopsida; Santalales; Ximeniaceae
Product: 14 kDa proline-rich protein DC2.15-like
Exons: 1
Coding region: 1-384 (127 amino acids)
Source: RefSeq, a predicted model, not a curated record
AUGGGUUCCGAAACCUCCUCCAUUACCCUUUUCCUGACUGUGAAUCUCCUCUUUUUUGCCCUAGUUUCUGGACAAUACUGUGAUCAUACUUGCACUCCUCCAGGUGUCCCAGCCGGACGAACCUUAACUUGCCCUAGAGAUACCUUGAACCUAGGAGUGUGUGCAAAUCUGCUCAAUGGGUUGCUUGGGAUUGUCCUUGGCACUCCACCCACUACUCCAUGUUGUAGUUUGAUUGCUGGCUUGGUUGACCUUGAGGCUGCGGUUUGCUUGUGCACUGCUAUUAGGGCCAACUUGUUGGGCAUUAAUCUCAACAUCCCACUUUCGCUCAGUUUACUUCUCAAUGCUUGUGGUAGAACUGCACCGUCUGGCUUUGUUUGUGCUUAA